AUUGGGUGUUUUCGUGUGCUCGGAACACUGUACUCCAGAGUUUAGGGCUCUCCAUUCCGGUUCCUGCAAGCGUGAACAUUGCUUGGAUGCAUGGUGUUUUAUUCACGGUCAGCUCCGGUAGCCUUGGGGACGUACAUUUGUGCUUCGACAUUUGCGGGAACACAAAGGAAAGCACUCUGGAGAGCAUCCUGAACACUUGCUUGCCUUCGGUUUGCUCGCAGAUAGACAAGCUUCUGUCGUCUGACACGUUCAAAGACCUCAAAAGCAUAAGCCUCCUUGUGGCCGUCGACAGACUCACCAAAGCCGUCCCCGAUGCCAAGCAAUGGGAGGAGCAACUUGCUCCGCGGUUUCCAGGGUUAGUCAAACGAGGUAUCUUCCACGCCACAGCGAGAGUUAACUUGAUAAAAUAUAUAGCCCAUAUGGUCCAUAGCGCUCGUACUCGGGAAAUAGGAGGAUCCGUCUUGAAAUCCUCGCGCGAACAUGCGAGCCGUAAGGCUGCUUGUUCGUUUGUGACAGUGCACAGCAUCAUCUUCCGGUGCUGCCGACUACAUUGCUCCUGUGCGAAUUUUGACUCGUUAUCGCGAUGCUUAAUAGAGCUCCCUUCACUACAUAUCAGUCCAAGGGGAUGCGCGAACUGGUGCAAGGCUGCUGAAGAAGCUUUCGGAACUUUCAGAGCGUGUGCGGGGAGAUACUUAGUUAUCUGAGGAGCGGACCUGGCGCAGCUGUCGACGGCCGCGAUGAUACUCGACGUAAACUGCCCCGGCUGGAGAGGCUGAAGAUUUCGAUUGCGAACGGAAGUCGUGGAUGAUGAACCGAUGCACAGAGAAACGUUCCUGCGUCUGCCCGUGAUGGGGUGACGUUUCCAUCGCGCCUCGUGCUCGGAUCUGAGAUUUAGACAUGAUCUCCUCGAUCGCACGGCACCGCGAUCGCAUCAAGAUCGCCUCAUCCAUAGUUAAUCCUUUGCAAUCUUGCAGUCAAAUUGUAAUUAUAG
Laetiporus sulphureus 93-53 is the source of this 991-nucleotide messenger RNA. RefSeq lists its product as uncharacterized. The transcript has 2 exons. Bases 87 to 704 code for a protein of 205 amino acids. Lineage: Eukaryota; Fungi; Basidiomycota; Agaricomycetes; Polyporales; Laetiporaceae. The record is from RefSeq and is a predicted model, not a curated record.